Messenger RNA from Nerophis ophidion (straightnose pipefish), 2582 nucleotides. RefSeq names its product adhesion G protein-coupled receptor F3b (gene adgrf3b). The transcript has 9 exons. Bases 38 to 2404 code for a protein of 788 amino acids. Gene Ontology annotation, cellular component: membrane. The record is from RefSeq and is a predicted model, not a curated record. Gene Ontology annotation, biological process: G protein-coupled receptor signaling pathway; cell surface receptor signaling pathway. Lineage: Eukaryota; Metazoa; Chordata; Actinopteri; Syngnathiformes; Syngnathidae. Gene Ontology annotation, molecular function: G protein-coupled receptor activity.
GGUCACCUUAGAAUCAGCAGAAGCGUUGGUGCCGUACAUGUCCGCUCUGAAGCUCAAGUGCACGUUUGAGGAGAUGUCGAGUGGCGCCAGCUGGAAAAUGUUUGGAUCAAACGGCUGCUUUGAGCUCCGUGACGGCAGUGUUGUGAAAGUGAACUCCAGCUGUGCCACAAAAGAAAAUAAGUCUUGCAUUGUACUGCGACUUCAGAACAUAACAAACAUUUGGACAGGCACGUAUGAAUGUGGAUUUACUGUGGGGUCCAUCAGGCACACAGCAAAGACACACCUUGGAGUUGCACCUCUGCCUGAACACAUCUCUAUGAAGGCCACGCCGUCCACCGUGGACUGCUCCAACAGACCAAGCUCUGACAUUGUUCCAGUGAUCGUGACAGCGACAGUCCAAUACCACAACUCCUACCAAGUCUGCUGGAGAUACAAGAAGACAAGUCACUCCAACACAUCUUCUGGGAAUUCUCUGCGCGAUGAUUACAAAAUGGAGGAUUCCCUGCAAGUUGGUUACAAAAUGGCAAUCAGCUGCCAGAAAAGCAGAGAAGCACAUUUUGUGACGGUCACUUUUAAAAACAUCAAAGAGCAAGAAAAAAGGGCCAGAUUGGACAUUCCAGUCAUUUAUGAGAGUGAACUUUUUUGCAAAGAAGAUGAGGAUUUGUGGCCAAAGACGCCAGACGGAGACACAGUGAUCAAACACACCUGUCCAGAUGGAAGACUGGGAUACCAGUCGCGUACUUGUCAAAAUAACACUUGGCAACCCGUCUUUUCUUCCUGUGUCAGCAAACAUCUGCUCGCCACUUUGGAAGCAGCACAGCUCUUCAUCAAGGGACUAGUGUCUUCACAAGAAGCAGCAGUGGACAUAUUUGAAGGACUCAGGAACAGUUCUAUGGCUGAUGGGGAUUCAAUUGGCAAGAUGGCUGACCUCAUGGCUUCCAUUCACAUUCUUGACGUGAUGGCCGACGCCUCAGAAAGCAUCGUCUUACAAGAAAACGUCCUACCUGACUUCAUAAAUGCAGCGAGUAAUUUGUUGGAGCAAACCUGGGAUGGAGUCAACGACUCAAUUAUUCAUAAUUUGUCAUCACGUUAUCUUCGCUCCGUGGAAGGUUUGGUGAAGAACAUCAGAAUCAACGGGAACAAGGAGCUGAGCACUCACAAUUUGGAGCUGAAGUUGUGUCCAGGUGGCAACUGUCGCCUGACUUUGUUUGACUGCACGAUACACCUGACGACGCUCAGCUGGGUAAAAACAGUAGCUGUGAAAAACCUGACGGACAAAUUACAAAACAACAUCCCCAACACGACGCCGUCUCCAGUUUUGAUAUCGGCCACCCUGAAGAACACGGAAGAGUCUCCUGUAACAGUUCGCUUGGACUUCUCCAAGAAGCAGCAUAGAUCCCCAGAGCUUUUAUGUGUUUUCUGGAACACAGUGGAGAGGAGGUGGUCGGAGGAAGGCUGCGUGGUCAAAAGGGACUUUGAUGGCCACAGAAGUUGCCUCUGCGACCACCUAACCCCAUUCUCUUCCCUGAUGGUUGUCAGUGACACGUCCACUGAGUCUCUUGACGUACUGACAACAGUCGGACUGAGUGUGUCCGUUUGUGCCUUGCUGGUCUUUCUGCUCAGUGAGUUUGCAGUUUGGUCAGCUGUGGUCACAACGAACCUUUCGCACGUUCGUCACACAGUCAUGGUGAAUAUCGCGCUUUUCCUCUUGCUCGCCCACUCCACUUUCUUGGCAUCCUCUUCCCUUGAGCUCCCGGAUGAGUGGUGCCGCAUCAUGGCCGUCUGCAAACAUCUGUUUUUCUUGGCCACAUUCGCUUGGAUGCUGUGCUUGAGCGUGGUGCUCGUCCACCAGCUGCUCCUUGUCUUCAGACCGCUGAGGAAAAGACUUUUUCACGUUCUCUUCGGCAUCGUCGGCUACGUCUGCCCAGCCAUCAUCGUGGGAUGCAGCUAUUGCUACUGCAAGUACACCGACGAGCCGUACUUCGACCACCGCUGCUGGCUGGUUUCUACGGCUCCGUUCCAGGGCUCUUUGUAUGCCUUCCUGUUCCCAGUCAGUGCCAUCACGCUGACAAAUCUCUUCUGCGUGGUGGUAGUCAUUGUCACUCUGCUGAAGUCUCAGGUCUCCGAAGGCAGCAAGGAAACUGCCAAAAGUAUCCUCAGAGUCUUGGUCUUGUUGACUCCGGUCUUUGGACUAACUUGGCUUCCCGGAUUCUUGUUGCACACGAUGGACGCUGAUGAUCGUCUGUUCCUUCUGACUGCCUACAGUUUCACCAUCCUCAACUCAUUUCAGGGACUUUCCAUUUUGCUCACUGGCUGUUUUGCAGAUCAGAAGGUUCGAGAGGAACUGUGGAAGGUCUUCAAGAAGGACAAGAAAAGAGCAGCAAAACUUCAACAACAAACAUGAAGGGAAAAUCUGAUGGAUUUUUUUUAUUGUUGUAUUGUUAUCUUUUCUGUUCAGUUUUCUAAUAUCCGAUGUAAUUGUUUUUGUAUCCGCAUCAAAUGGAUCCUAUGAAAAUCAAUUCUUUGUUGUUUAAUGAAAUGCAAGAAUAAUAAUCUGUUUGGACUGAACAUAUUAAAGUUGA